This is a messenger RNA of Corythoichthys intestinalis (scribbled pipefish), 3750 nucleotides long. It is a transcript of the gene acsl4a, whose product is annotated as acyl-CoA synthetase long chain family member 4a. The coding region runs from base 821 to 2956 and encodes 711 amino acids. The record is from RefSeq and is a predicted model, not a curated record. Gene Ontology annotation, molecular function: arachidonate-CoA ligase activity. Gene Ontology annotation, cellular component: plasma membrane; endoplasmic reticulum; lipid droplet. Gene Ontology annotation, biological process: long-chain fatty-acyl-CoA metabolic process; neuron differentiation; long-chain fatty acid metabolic process. NCBI's taxonomy places the organism in Eukaryota, Metazoa, Chordata, Actinopteri, Syngnathiformes, Syngnathidae. The transcript has 16 exons.
UAUCGACUUUAACCGUUUGUAGAUUAAAACGACGCCUAAUGUGAGAGGGAAGCGUACAAUUGGUUUAGGACGAAUUGUUCCAAUCUCCGUUGUUUGGCGGGCAAACCGGAGCGGAACACCGGCUUUUGUCUGUUUCGCCUUGACAAUAAAGAGCCGAUGUUACCGCUCGGUUGUUCAAAUUAUGGCACGAAUAAGGUGGCGGUGGGUCUUUUUCUGUGGCGCAAGUGAACGGGAAAUGUAGUAAGAGUCGGAUAAUGAUGUCAUACAAAGAUAGCCUCAGUCCCAUCAUAUUCGUCAUUCAUCCCACGGAUAUGAGUCGGCCGAUGUUCCAUCCACCACAUGCGUCUUUAUUUUGGGAACAACGUGCUAUUUACUACUUUUAUGUCUUUUAUCUCAUAUUAUUAACGCAAUGUCUUUAUUCCUGAUCAUGUACGUGUUACUUGAACGAAUUCCGCUCCCACGCGAGAAUAAUUUGAAACAUUUCUCGCCUCAUUUUAUUUAACUUGUCACAAACUAUUUUGUGGUUCAUUUAGCAAGUUGAUCACCAGAGAGGUUACUAAGGAGGAGAACUUGACCUUCACAGUUUGAGGUGGUUGCAGAUCUCACCCCAUGGGAAAAGGUUCCUGAUCCAUCUCAAAAGCAAGAACUUGGCUGAAAAUUGACCAGUUGAAGACUUGAUAUCUGCGGGGGACAUCAGGCCAUUUGUGGGCUUCAAAGACACAUCGUUCUUCCCUAGUCUUUUUAAGAGCAGUGCCCCACCUGAAGCAGGACCCAUCGCUGCCACUCUUCCCCUACCCCCACAUAAUCCUCCUGUAACGGUAUGGGUUUUCAGUCAGAUACUCUCCAAUCUGUCCUCCUCUUUCCAGUCCACCUUGUGGUGUGGCUCUACUCUGUCCUCUCCUUCCUACCAUGGUACUACAUCACUGGUGCUGGCCAGAAGAACACUAUGUCUAAGCGGGUCAAAGCCCGCUCCACGACCGGCCGUGCCGAGGGACCUUAUCGUUGUGUGGACCGCUUUGAGUCUCUGGCUAAAGAAGACCUGCCUGGCAAGGACACUCUAGAUAAGUUGUUCACGUUCGCUGUGGAACGCUUUGGAGAUUCGCCUUGUCUUGGCACCAGAGAGUUGCUGAGUGAAGAAAACGAGAAACAGCCCAAUGGGAAGAUUUUUAAAAAACUGAUUCUUGGUGAUUAUAAAUGGCUGUCCUACAAUCAAGUUAACUCCCUGGUCAAUCAGUUUGGAAGAGGAUUGGCAGCUCUUGGCCAGGAACCCAAAAGUACCAUUGCAAUCUUUUGCGAGACCAGAGCAGAGUGGAUGAUCACCGCCCAAACGUGCUUUCGACAUAAUUUCCCAUUGGUGACAUUCUAUGCAACAUUGGGAGAAGAGGCAAUUGCCUUUGGACUAAAUGAAACUGGAGUUUCACAUCUUGUUACUAGUGCGGAGCUGCUAGAGACCAAACUAAAAAAUGUCCUUCCGAGUAUCCCAAAACUGAAACACAUAAUCUAUGUGGACCAGAAAAAAGUGAACAAUGAGGGCUACCCUGCAGGACUCUCCAUCCACAGCAUGCAAGCAGUGCAAGAUCUGGGCGCACUGCCUGAAAAUAUGGGACAAGAACUUGUGAAGCCACAGCCCACUGACCUGGCUGUGAUUAUGUACACCAGCGGCUCCACUGGGCGUCCCAAAGGUGUCGUAAUUGUCCACAGUAAUUUGAUUGCCGGGAUGACGGGCCAGUGUGAACGCAUUCCAGGACUCGGCCCUAAGGAUAUUUACAUCGGCUACCUGCCUCUGGCUCAUGUGCUGGAAAUGACCGCAGAGAUCAGCUGUGUCACAUAUGGAUGUCCGAUUGGCUACUCUUCCCCUCACACACUGUCAGAUCAGUCCUCCAAAAUAAAGAGAGGAAGCAAGGGAGACUCAACUGUGCUAAAACCUACACUGAUGGCAGCUGUUCCGGAAAUUUUGGAUCGCAUCAACAAGAACGUGAUGAGCAAAGUGCAAGAGAUGAGCUAUGUUCAGAAGAUGCUUUUCAACAUGGGCUACCGCUACAAACUUAAGCAGAUCAUGAGAGGCUACGAUGCACCACUUUGCAAUGCCCUGUUGUUCACCAAAGUGAAGAAGCUGCUGGGCGGGCGAGUGCGGUUGAUGCUGUCGGGAGGAGCGCCUCUGUCCGCAGCGACCCAGAGGUUCAUGAAUGUGUGCUUCUGUUGCCCUGUCGGCCAAGGUUAUGGCCUCACUGAAACCUGUGGUGCAGGCACCAUCACUGAGGUUGCAGACAACAGCACCGGCCGUGUAGGAGCGCCACUUAUUUGCUGUGAGGUCAGACUGCGAGACUGGGCUGAAGGUGGCUACACCAGCAAAGACAAGCCCAACCCAAGAGGCGAGAUACUAAUUGGCGGCCCCAAUGUGACCAUGGGCUACUACAAGUACGAGAGCAAAGAUGAGGAUUUUUUUGUGGAUGAGAAGGGUCAAAGAUGGUUUUGCACCGGAGACGUUGGCGAGGUUCACCCGGAUGGCUGUCUGCAAAUAGUUGAUCGUAAGAAAGACCUGGUCAAACUUCAGGCGGGAGAGUAUGUGUCUCUCGGCAAGGUGGAGUCCGCCCUGAAGAACAGCUCCCUUAUAGACAACAUCUGCGUUUACGCAAACAGCGACCAGAACUACAUUAUCAGCUUUGUGGUUCCUAACCAGAAGAAACUAAUGGAACUGGCCAAGCAAGGAGGAUUGCUCGCACCUUGGGAGGAAAUCUGCACUAAUCCCAAAAUGGAGACAGAGGUCUUGAGGGAGAUCAAGGAGGUUGCUGCUAAAAUUAAACUGCAGCGCUUUGAAAUUCCCACGAAAGUCCAUCUGAGCCCGGAACCAUGGACACCUGAAACCGGUCUGGUCACAGAUGCAUUUAAGCUGAAGCGCAAAGAGCUGAAGAACCACUAUCGUCACCACAUAGAGAGAAUGUAUAGUGGCAAAUAACACCCACAUUCUCUCCCAAGAGGCUUUAUUUCCACUUGACCACUUUUAUUGCCUGUAAAUAGUUUCCUGUGAAUUCUGUGGGGUUCUGUCUUGUGGUCCAGAAGCACACAAUUGAAAACGAGCUGAACGUGGAAUUUGAAGCUGUCGAUCGAUAGCCUUCGAUCGUUAAAGAUGUGCAAGGAUAGCUGCUUUUUUGAAGGUUUUUUUUUCUCUUCGGUCACCCUUAAAGAAUCACUCCACUUGUCGCUAAAACUGUGCUGUUACAUUCAUGAACUUACUGAUCGUGAUGCUCUUUUUAUUAGUUGGAGUACUGAUGUUACUGUGCCUUGGGUCCGCAGCACUUACUGUAUGGCGUCGGCGGAAUUCCGCGUUUUGCUUAGUCGUCAAAUGGUUUCAACAGCCCUGUGAAACAUUUACAUGAAGAGUGAGGUCACCAACACCCCUAUCCAGAGAUAUGCUUGACACAACCUCGACUUAAUUUAUUCUGGCUAAUUGUAUUCAUGCUAUUUAUAUCAAAUAAUGCUGAAGAAAGACCAAAUGUGUAACCAUAAUGACUCAGGAACACCAGCAGCAGAUGUUUAUUCUUGGGACACUGCCAAAAGUGGGUUGUUUGCACUUGGAACAUGCUUGGUAGUAGCAGCUUCACUUUUAAAGGGGAAAAUGAUCAUGUUAAUAUCUUGAGUGUUUUAUAUGUACUGAACUCAUUUGUACACAAAGCACUCUGUUCUGAUCACAGGCCUUAUUGUUCAAGUUGUUUCUUGAAAAUAAAUACCUUUUUCAUAUGACUUCAUUAU